CUUGUAGAUUUUGUCAUUCCAUGAUUUCGAUGUCCGAAAACGUUCCAAUAUUUACAGUUUCAGGACUUGAAUAUUUUAUAGCCAGCCAAAACGGUAUCUUUUCAGAUCAAGCUCUGUACACGUGCGUGCUUUAAGUAGCCGUUCAGGCAAUGCAUUAAGUCUGAGAGAAAGAACCAGAAAGGGUAUUGAAUAAAGCAGAGAUUUGUAUCAUUUAUAUAUAAGUUUUAGGAAAGGACAAAUACUCCACAAUGACUGGAUCUAUCUCACAGUAUCAAUUUUCGAAAAGCAUCAGCCUGAUAUCAAAUACAACCAGCGUUAGGCUUCCAGUGAUGCAGAAUAGCUUGCCAUCAGCUCGACCCCCACUCUAUUUUGAGUCCAUAAUAUCCAAAGGAUUGUAUUCUCUUCUGGUCUCUUAUUAGGAUAUUUGAAACAUAAAACCUUCAAGCUUUGGCGUAUCUAUGUUUCCAAUUUCUGUCGGUAAAUUAAAAUCAGAUAGUAGCACGG
Molecule: messenger RNA, 504 nt
Organism: Babjeviella inositovora NRRL Y-12698
Lineage: Eukaryota; Fungi; Ascomycota; Pichiomycetes; Serinales
Exons: 1
Coding region: 249-419 (56 amino acids)
Source: RefSeq, a predicted model, not a curated record